Molecule: messenger RNA, 249 nt
Organism: Laccaria bicolor S238N-H82
Lineage: Eukaryota; Fungi; Basidiomycota; Agaricomycetes; Agaricales; Hydnangiaceae
Exons: 1
Coding region: 1-249 (82 amino acids)
Source: RefSeq, a predicted model, not a curated record
AUGUCAGCAACUCUGACUUGGCGCCUUUGUCAUCCGGUCGACAAAGAUACUAAUCUCCUUCCCCUUCAAGCCCCUUCGCCGGGUUUCACUUUUCUCCGCCACCAUCACUUCGUAACAUUGACUGCGUUAUCAAAUUUCUUUCUGAAAAGACUUGAAGAAAACUUUGCAAGUCGUCGAAAAGUACUGCGCUGCGACUACGCGUUGAAAUAUUCUGAGCGCGUAACUGAAAUUCCGUCGAUAACCAUCUAA